Tuber aestivum (summer truffle) is the source of this 1016-nucleotide messenger RNA. NCBI's taxonomy places the organism in Eukaryota, Fungi, Ascomycota, Pezizomycetes, Pezizales, Tuberaceae. The record is from the annotation of a GenBank genome assembly.
AUGUUUGCAAGACCUCUUGCUAAUCAGAUCAUUUGCAGGACUAUUGCAUCGGCCGUCGUGGUUCCCUCCGACGAGUCCCCCCGUCACAAACGUCGCCAAUCAUCUUCCCCCGAGGCUGCCAAACGUGCUCGGAUAGAGGCAAACUUAGCGCCGGAGAAGCCAACCGUUAAGGAUACAAGCAAAGAUGAAGAAAAACGUCGUGGGAGACGCUUGUUCGGAGCACUAUUAGGUACGAUCGGGAAAUUUCAAGCAGACAACUCUUCGGCUAGGGCUAGGAACAAUGCAGUCAAACGUAGAGAAGUAGAAGCAAAACUUCAGGAGAAACUCAAGGCCCAGACAGAGGAGAUUGAUGAGAAGCUUAAGCGAGAGGAUGAGGGCAUUAACCACCGCAAGAUGGUGGAGCAGAGGCAAUUCGAUGAACGCGCUGUAGGAAAUCUCCGUUCUGACAUUUCGGGGCUGGUGAGGUUCGCUGGGACGGGUGGGGACUGAUGGCCAGGAAUUAUAGAUGCAGAUUCGCCAUGAUAAUUUACUCAACCAGGCACACACCUUGAGCACAAAGUCGUCUCCGAAGUUGGUAUGGAUCCUCAAAAAAAAAAAAGGGAAAAGUUGGAUACGCGCGUUUCGUUCUGGUCUAACAGUCCUAGUUUUACCUCCCAUGGAAGCUCACCCCCGAAGAGGAAGAACGCAUCAAACUGCAGGUACUCGCGGCCCAGGACAUCAUCGAUAGAGAGCAGCGUGAAUUUCAGCAAAAGCGCGAGACCCUUGGAGAAGAUGACCAGAAUUCAGGAACGGCUAACAUCCAAGAACCGGACGUAGCAACUGAUCGUUAUGACGCUCUAGAGCUCGCUGAAGACAGGACUCACGAAGAUGAAGACAUGGUAUAUGAAGCGCCCGAGGAUCCUGCCACUAACCUUGACAAUGCUCCUGCUGAAGAACAACAUCAGAGAAAUGCUUCCGAUGUUGAUCUUGGGGAUGUGAGUGUUGAGGAAGCUGGGGAGGAUGCAGUGAUAUACUAA